CAUCCCCAUCCCAACCCAGCAACCACAAUCCAUCACAGCGCCUCCCCUCACAGCACCUUGCAACCCCCUCCCCAAAUUUCAUCUCAAACCCAUCGCUGCAGGCAGUGUACUCAAACAACCUCAAAAAAAAAUGGUCCAAGGAUCCCUCAAGAAGACCAAGCCCUCGGGCGGCUCGACCUCAAAACGUCCCACAGCCCUGGCCCCCAAACGCGGUCCCCGCCAGAUCGCCCCCAAGAAAGCUUCCCUCAUCAAGCAGCAGAAAUUGACCAAGAAACUCACGGCCGGAUUGACCGCCCAGACGGAGAAGAAUCUCGCCGAGAAGGCGGGCCACCUGGAGUUGUUGGCCGGUGGGAAGAAGGAUAAGAAGGCGGGUGCUGCCAAGGGGAAGAAAUAGUGAUAUGCGGGAAAUGAUUUCAUUUUUUUGGUUCGGAGGAAGCGGGCGGCGGAGUGGAAGGUGGCUUCGGUUGAAAGAUGAUCGAGCCGAGGCGAGGAGGGAUAUACAUAUUAAAUCUUUGGAGGGGAAAUAGGACACAUACAUACGAGUAAUGAAAUUAGAUACCCUUUUUUAU
Aspergillus aculeatus ATCC 16872 is the source of this 569-nucleotide messenger RNA. Its product is annotated as DUF2462 domain-containing protein. NCBI's taxonomy places the organism in Eukaryota, Fungi, Ascomycota, Eurotiomycetes, Eurotiales, Aspergillaceae. The record is from RefSeq and is a predicted model, not a curated record. The transcript is spliced from 3 exons. Bases 131 to 394 code for a protein of 87 amino acids.